Hemibagrus wyckioides is the source of this 3891-nucleotide messenger RNA. RefSeq names its product cdc42 effector protein 5-like. The record is from RefSeq and is a predicted model, not a curated record. Bases 420 to 1121 code for a protein of 233 amino acids. The transcript has 2 exons. NCBI's taxonomy places the organism in Eukaryota, Metazoa, Chordata, Actinopteri, Siluriformes, Bagridae.
UAAAUCCUGACUAUUGCACGCGCGUUUAUGCACACACACACACACACACACACACACACUCUCUGAGGAGAAUAAAGCUGAACAGUUUGAGUGUUUGUCACACACACACACACGGAUUCGGAAUCCUCGGCAUUUUAUUUGUUUUAGAAAGUUUAAAAGUUGGGAUAUUUCACUUUGAAGUCACCGACUGGAAUUUUGGGACAGGACUUGAAAGUGUGUGUGUGUGUGUGUGUGUGUGUCUGUUUUAACUCCACCAAUUAUACGGUCUUGGUUGGAACAGUGUGUCUCUCAUUGAAAUGGACAGUGAGGUCUUAUGAGCUCACAUUCUGAAGGUUCUGGGAAGUGAAAGUGUGGUGAAGAGCUGACCGGAGGAAGACACUUCGGCUGAAUCAGCAGGCUAGUCGUGUUGUGUUGUUGCCAUGCCGAUCCUGAAGCAGCUGGCGUCGGGUUCAUCCGGGUCGAAUCGCCGCUCUUAUGCUGACCUGACGGUGGAGAUGAUUAGCGCACCUCUCGCCGAUUUCCGCCACACCAUGCACAUCGGGCGUGGCGGAGAUGCCUUCGGAGACACGUCCUUCCUCAGUAUUCCGCACCAAUCGUCCGGUCAGGUCCAAAAGAAUGGCUUCCUGCCGCUCAGGUUCAGAGGCAGCAAACGCUCACAGUCCGAGAGGAACUCCAGUGCUAUGAGCUACAUGCUCCCAGCUAACAAUGCUGUCUCUCUUCCUCAUGUGAGAGAAGAUCAGGACGUGAAACUCUGCCUUCCACAGAGCGCCUCCUUAAAUUUUACAGAAAUGAAGAGAAAACCUGUAGUGGUGUCUGGGUGGAGCUUAGAGGGAGAGGAGCAGUGUCUCAGAGAGCCGAGUCCCAUGUUCACACCACCCUCUAGUGGAGGAAUGAAACAUGCAGAGUCCAUGCUGUCCUUCCACAUCGACCUCGGGCCCUCCAUGCUCAGAGACGUCCUCGGCGUCAUGGACCGGACCGAGCGGGACCGGCAGGACCUCACGGACACUCCGAGGCAGGGCAGGAAGGACCCGUGCCCCAUCAAGAGCCCGACAUACAGCGUUAACAUCAACGACAAAGACUUUCUAUUCAUGGAUGAGGAUGAGGAUGAGAUCAGGGUUUAAAGAAGACUUCAUCAAUGCUUAACACAUCAGGACAGAGCCCAGUAACAAACUGGACGUUUCUGUUAUUAAGAGAAAUAGCUGAAGUGUAUGAGAGCAUACACAUAUACACAUACACACACACACAUAUACACACACACACAUACAGACACACACACACACACACACAUAUACACACACACAUACAGACACACACACACACACAUACACAUAUAUACACAGACACACACACACACACAUACACACACAUACACAGACACACACACAGACACACAUAUACACACACAUACACACACACAUACACAGACACACACACAUACACAGUUUUAAUUGGUGGUGCUAAGAUUUAAAAGUUCAGUGCCAAAACAUUGUUUACAUUAUUCCUAAAAACUGGACACUAGGUGACGGGUCAGUGUUCUGAACCCACCAGGACCUCAGACCGGACCGCGGUGUCAUUGAACUGAAGUGUGUUCAGUGUGAGAGUGUGAGCGGUUAAUGUGAGGAGUUUCAGACAGGAUGCAGAAGAGUGUUAAAGCUUAAACAGAUGGAUGACCAGAGACACUCUUUAACUGUGGACACAUCACACACACAGGACAGGGGUUAGAGUACGAUGGAGAUUGGUGAUUAUUAUUCAGGUCAGAUAAUCAAAUGAUUAGAAACUAAAACGUAAUGAUUUAGAGUUCUACAGCAUGAUCAGAGAUUUAAAUCAGAAAUACUUUAAACAUUAUAAACUAAUAAAAACAUUAGGGAUACAUGAUCAGGAUAAAAUAAUAAUUUAGCUUUAAACUUUAUCAAUGUUCCUAUCCUUCUGUAAAGCUGCUUUGAGACAAGGUCCAGUUUUAAAAGCUCUAUAGAAAUAAACUGAAUUGAACUGAAUUGUGUGUUAGUGCCACAUCACACUCCCCACCUCAUCCCUGUCUGCUGUCAGAAAGAGUUUAUUUCUCCUAAAUGCAGGCAAAUUCUUCUGCUCGCAUUUCUCUUUUAGGCUUUUAGUUUAGGGGUCAGAGAGUGUGGUCAGUUAUGAUAUGCCCCCUGAAGCAGAGGGGAUUAGGGGCCUUGCCCAAGGGCUCAACAGAAGCAUUACAGAGGUAGAGGAACCUUCAGCUCUGACCAGCACUGUGUCCACUGAUUAUAAUAAGCUGUAUUUAUCAGGGAAACAUUAGCACUGGAUUUCAGGGCAUGGAUGUGGAUAACGAAACUGGUGAGGUGAAUUAUGGGAAAUUUAGAAUAUUUUACAGAACAUUGUUAGCAUGUUUAUGCUAAGUGUUUGUUUGACGUUCAUGACGUGACAGCUUAAGAGGUUGUUUUGGGAAAUGCGACAGAAAAUAUCUUUAAUUUAAUGUAGCAUAGUGCUAAUGUACUUUAACCUGAAGGGUGUCUGGGGUACACUAAUGAAUCUAGGGUGAUGUUUGUGUUUGUUGUUGUUUUGUUUUGUUUUUGCACAGCAGCAGUGUGAGGAUGGAAAUGAACACUAUGUGUAACAUGUUUAUGAGGACAAUAAUUAAUAUUUUAACAUGAAUAUUAUUUCUUUAGUAAAGAGCUGUGAUAACAGUUUGCAGUCAGCUGUGUGUGUGUUUAAGAUAUUUUCCGUUCCUCUUUUAAAUCAAGUGUAUGCUGCUCUUUCUGCUCUUCCUGCUCCUUCUACUCUUUCUGCUCUUCCUGCUGUUCCUGCUUCCUUCCUAACCCUAACCCUUGGAGGGUUUUCGAGCGUGAAUGGACUAUUUAAGGUUAUGCCACAGCGUCUCAAUCGGAUUUAAGUCUGGACUUUGACUUGGCCACUCCAAAACCUUAAUGUUGUUUUUCUUGAGCCAUUCAGAGGUGGACCUGCUGGUGUGUUUGGGAUCAUUGUCCUGCUGCAUAACCCAAGUGCACUUAAGCUCGAGGUCACAAACUGACGGCCGGACAUUCUCCUUCAGCAACCCCAGACCAUCACACUACAACCACCAUGUUUGGUAUGAUGAUCCUAUUAUGAAAUCCUGUGUUGGUUUUACUCCAGAUGUGACUGGACACACCUUCUAAAAAGUUCAACUUUUCUCUCUUCAGUCCACAGAAUAUUUGCCCAAAAUUCUUGGGGAUAAUCAAGAUAUUUUUUGGCAGAUGUGAGACAAGCCUUUGUGUUCUUUUUGGUAAGUUCUUUUUGGAACUCUUCCGUGGAUGCCCAGUCUCUUUCUUAUUGUUGAAUCAAUGAACACUGACCUUAAUUGAGGCAAGUGAGGCCUUCAGUUCUUUAGAUGUUGUUCUGGGUUCUUUUAUGACCUCCUGGAGGAGUCGUCAUUGCACUCUCAGGGUAAUUUUGGUAGGCUGGCCACUCCAGGGAAGGUUCACCACUGUUCCAAGUUUUCUCCAUUUGUGGAAAAUGGCUCUGACUGUGGUUCGCUGGAGUCCCAAAGCCUUAGAAAUGGCUUUAUAACCCUUUCCAGACUGAUACAUGUCAACUAUUUUGUUUCUCAAUUAAUUUUUCACGUAGGGCCAGGCAGGUUUGGACAGCUUUUUUCCCUUAAUAACUGAAACCAUCUUUUAAAAACUGCAUUUUUUGUAUUAUGUGUAAUAUUAAAAUUUGUUUGAUUAUCUGAAUUUUUUAAGUGUGACUUGCAAAAAAUAAAAAAACAGGAAGGGGGCAAAAACAUUUUGACAGCACUGUAUACGUGAUGUUUAUAUGGCACUGUGCAGAACCGCAGAAACUCAGGGUCUGAGAUGAAGAAACUUUAUUUUUAUUUAUAAUAUAAUCAGCUACUUGUUACUAAUAUAAUAUGUAAGGGAGGUUACAGUGACU